This is a messenger RNA of Colletotrichum navitas, 658 nucleotides long. RefSeq lists its product as uncharacterized. Lineage: Eukaryota; Fungi; Ascomycota; Sordariomycetes; Glomerellales; Glomerellaceae. The record is from RefSeq and is a predicted model, not a curated record. Bases 62 to 553 code for a protein of 163 amino acids. The transcript is spliced from 2 exons.
GGGGGGGGGGGGGGGGGUCUUGUUUGAAUUGGCGGGGAAGAAGAGACGAGAGCAUUCAAAGAUGGCGGCAGCGACAAGGGAAGGGAGCGCAACGCGGAAGACAAGAAGGGACGGGCUUGGGUAUCUUUUGCGAAACGGGAUGGAGAGGGAGAAGAGUGCCGCGCAGAGGGGAAACUCACUCAGCUCAGCUCCAGUCUCCAAGCUCAGCGCUCCGACUCCAACAAGCAGAGGGCGCACGCGGCUAGCUUCCUCCACGGGGAACGACAACUUUUCACAAAAAGCCACAACCCCUCAUUCUCAUGCAUCAUAUCCCCCCUCUACCCCAUCCCCAGAUCGUGUGGAGAUAUCACGAGAUGAGCCCAAGGAACUGGGCCUUGGUAAGAAAUCCGCUGGUCUGUCAAUGGGGGCAGAUGCGAUGCAGGAUCCAAUGCCACUGGGGAAAUGCGAACGGGUCAAGCGGGGUGGGUUACCUCGACAUGUGCUCACGAGGAAGUUGAAGAAAUCCGACGGGCGAGCGCAUCCUUCCACGCGAGAAGCCGGGAGGGAUACAUAGCAGGACAAGAUUCGGGGCGAAGGCACCGAGUUGCGGUCGGUAAUGAUUCGACACUGGCGAGCAAUGUCGGCCGUGGUCAGCGAGCACAAGUGGAGGGGUGGGGAG